UCCCUCUGCCCGUCUCUCGGCGAGGAAGCUUCCCGGGCGCUCGCUCCGAAGUAGCCGAGCCGUUCCCUUGGAAGCGGGCGCGCUGGGGGCUCGUGAUUGGCGGCCUCCGCAUGGAGCUUGCGGCCGCCUCUCCCCGGAGCCCCGAGGCGUAGCAGCCUCCUUACUCCUCCCUCUCUGCCUGCCGCCCGCCCUCAGCCCCGCACCGAAGUUUGGGAAGCGUCGGGGAAAGUUUGUGCGCCGCGCUCGGGGGCAGGAAAGCAGCCGCCGCCGUCGCCAGCAUCAUGGCGAGCAGGCCAGCCGGGUCGGAGGAGGCCGCCCGAUCAACUCCCUGCUUCUCCGACGGCUCGGUUCUCCCCCGGAGAAGGGACGGCGGAGUACAGCGGCCCCUGUGGUUCGUCUGCAUGGCACUUUUUUGGAGGCUCGGCACCGCCGACUCGGAGUUUUCCAUUCUGGAUGAAGCGCAAGUUUUGGCCAUUCAGAUGAGAAAACUAGCCGCCGAGGAGUUGGGCGUCGUUACUGUGCAGCGGAUAUUCAACUCCUUUGUGUACACAGAAAAAAUCUCAAAUGGAGAAAGUGAAGUUCAACAGCUAGCCAAAAAAAUUCGAGAAAAGUUUAACCGUUACUUGGAUGUGGUAAACAGAAACAAGCAUGUAGUGGAAGCUUCAUACACUGCUCAUUUGACUUCUCCUCUCACAGCAAUUCAGGACUGUUGCACCAUUCCACCAUCUAUGAUGGAGUUUGAUGGCAAUUUUAACACUAACGUGUCUAGAACCAUUAGCUGUGAUAGAUUGUCCACCACCGUGAGUAGCAGAGCAUUCAAUCCUGGGCGUGAUUUAAAUUCCGUCCUUGCUGACAAUUUGAAAUCAAAUCCUGGAAUCAAAUGGCAGUAUUUUAGUUCAGAAGAAGGUAUUUUUACCGUGUUUCCAGCUCACAAAUUCCGAUGUAAAGGCAAUUAUGAACACCGCAGCAGGCCUGUCUACGUCUCUACAGUUAGACCUCAGUCUAAGCAUGUAGCUGUCAUUAUCGAUCAUGGAGCUUCAGUUACAGAAACACAACUGCAGAUUGCUAAAGAUGCAGCCCAAGUUAUUCUGAACUCAAUAGAUGAACAUGAUAAGAUUUCUGUGUUAACUGUGGCAGACACAGUGAGAACUUGUUCUUUGGAUCAGUGCUACAAGACAUUUCUGUCUCCUGCUACCAGUGAGACAAAAAGGAAAAUGUCCACCUUUGUUAGCAAUAUCAAAUCAUCUGACAGCCCUACCCAGCAUGCAGCAGGCUUUCAGAAAGCAUUUCAGUUGAUGCGAAAUACAAACAAUAGCACUAAACUUCAAGCGAACACAGAUACAGUCAUAAUUUACUUAUCAGCUGGAAUAACAUCAAGGGAUUCAUCCGAAGAUAGUAAAAAGACUACUCUUCGUGUCAUCAAUGAAGAAAAUAGUUUGCUUAACAACUCUGUAAUGAUCCUUACUUAUGCUCUCAUGAAUGAGGGUGUAACAGGCUUAAAAGAAUUAGCCUUUCUUCGAGAUCUAGCAGAACAAAACUCAGCAAAGUAUGGAGUCCCAGAUCGGACAGCUUUUCCUGUAACUAAGGGCAGUAUGAUGGUUCUGAACCAGCUGAGCAAUUUGGAAACAACUGUUGGACGGUUUUAUACAAAUCUCCCAAACCAUAUGAUUGAUGAAGCAGUCUUCAGUUUACCCUUUUCUGAUGAAAUGGGAGAUGGUCUGAUAAUGACUGUCAGCAAGCCAUGUUACUUUGGAAAUCUGUUGUUAGGAAUUGUUGGAGUGGAUGUUAAUCUAGCCUAUAUUUUGGAAGAUGUUACCUAUUACCAAGAUUCUUUGGCUUCCUACACAUUUCUGAUUGAUGAUAAAGGGUAUACGCUUAUGCAUCCCUCUCUUACCAGACCCUACUUGCUUUUGGAACCACCGCUUCACACAGAUAUAAUACAUUAUGAGAAUAUUCCAAAAUUUGAACUGGUUCGACAGAAUAUCCUCAGCCUCCCCCUCGGCAGUCAACUUAUUACAGUCCCCGUGAAUUCGUCACUGUCUUGGCAUGUCAACAAAUUGCGUGAAAUUGGGAAAGAUGCCUACAAUGUGAGUUAUGCCUGGAAAAUGGUUCAGGACACAUCUUUCAUUUUGUGUAUAGUUGUAAUACAACCAGAAAUACCUGUUAGACAACUUAAAAACCUCAACACUGUACCCAGUAGUAAACUGCUUUAUCAUCGUCUGGAUCUCUUAGGCCAGCCCAAUGCUUGUCUGCAUUUCAAACAACUGGCAACCUUAGAAAGCCCUACAGUGAUGUUGUCUGCAGGUGGUUUUUCAUCUCCAUAUGAACAUCUAAGCCAGCCCGAGACCAAGAGGAUGGUGGAACACUAUACAGCAUAUCUGAGUGAUAACACCCGCCUCAUUGCCAACCCUGGGCUGAAAUUCUCUGUCAGAAAUGAAGUAAUGGCUACCAGUCAUGUCACAGAUGAAUGGAUGACACAAAUGGAAAUGAGUAGCUUGAACAGUUACAUUGUCCGCCGUUACAUAGCAACGCCCAAUGGGGUGCUCAGAAUUUAUCCUGGUUCCCUCAUGGACAAAGCAUUUGAUCCCACUAGGAGACAAUGGUACCUCCAUGCAGUGGCCAAUCCAGGAUUAAUUACUUUCACCGGGCCAUAUUUAGAUGUUGGAGGAGCGGGCUAUGUGGUUACCAUCAGUCAUACUGUCCAUUCCUCAAGCUCACAGAUGUCUUCUGGCCAUUCUGUUGCGGUGAUGGGCAUUGAUUUUACUCUGCGGUAUUUGUACAAAGUACUAAUGGACCUGUUACCAGUUUGCAAUCAAGAUGGAGGCAAUAAAAUAAGGUGCUUUAUUAUGGAAGAUAGAGGAUAUCUUGUGGCACAUCCAACUCUUAUUGAUCCUAAAGGUCAUGCUCCAGUAGAACAGCAACAUAUUACACAUAAGGAACCUCUUGUGGCAAAUGAUAUCCUAAACCAUCCAAACUUUGUGAAGAAAAAUUUGUGUAACAGUUUCAGUGACAGAACCGUCCAGAGAUUUUAUAAAUUUAAUACCAGCCUUAUGGGUGAUCUGACAAAUCUUGUGCACGGCAGCCACUGUUCUAAAUACAAGCUGACAAGAAUACCUGGAACCAAUGCCUUUGUUGGAAUAGUAAAUGAAACCUGUGACUCACUUGCCUUCUGUGCCUGCAGUAUGGUAGACAGGCUCUGUCUGAACUGUCACAGAAUGGAACAGAACGAAUGUGAAUGUCCUUGCGAGUGCCCUUUAGAAGUCAAUGAAUGUACAGGCAAUCUUACCAAUGCAGAAAACAGAAACCCUAGUUGUGAAGUCCAUCAGGAACCUCUGACUUUUAUUGCUGUGGAUUCCAGCCUACAGGAUGCUCUUCCUCAGUGUAUCAAUACACAGUGUAAUCAAAGAAUGGAGAGCGGAGAUUGUUUUGGUGUCUUAGACUGUGAAUGGUGCAUGGUAGACAGUGAUGGAAAGACUCACCUUGAUAAAUCCUACUGUGCUCUUCAGAAGGAAUGCUUUGGAGGUAUUGUGGGUGCCAAAAGCCCCUAUACGGAUGACAUGGGAUCCAUUGGAGAUGAAGUGAUAACUUUGAAUAUGAUAAAAAGCGCCCCAGUUGGUCCUGUAGCAGGAGGUAUUAUGGGAUGCAUAAUGGUGUUGGUUCUCGCAGUCUAUGCCUAUCGUCAUCAGAUCCAUCGCCGAAGUCAUCAGCAUAUGUCUCCACUUGCAGCCCAAGAAAUGUCAGUCCGCAUGUCCAACCUGGAGAAUGAGAGAGAUGAAAGGGAUGAGGACAGUCAUGAAGACAGAGGAAUCAUCAGUAACACUCGGUUCAUAGCAGCAGUUAUCGAGCGACACGCCCAUAGUCCUGAACGCAGGCGCCGUUAUUGGGGACGAUCAGGAACAGAAAGCGAUCAUGGCUACAGUACUAUGAGUCCUCAGGAAGACAGCGAAAACCCUCCCUGCAAUAACGACCCAUUAUCAGCUGGCGUAGAUGUGGGAAAUCAUGAUGAAGAUUUAGACCUGGAGACCCCACCUCAGACUGCUGCCCUUUUGAGUCACAAGUUCCACCACUACAGGUUGCACCAUCCCGCCCCCCAUCAUAGUCACCACUUACAGGCUGCAGUGACGGUACACACGGUGGAUGCAGAAUGCUAACGACUUUGGACUCAGGGAAAGAAUUGCAUCUCAUGACACAGGCAGCAGGAGCCCAACUCAGUGUUCAUCCUUGGUGCCAGACAUUGGUUUUGGUGA
Molecule: messenger RNA, 4247 nt
Organism: Pseudonaja textilis
Lineage: Eukaryota; Metazoa; Chordata; Lepidosauria; Squamata; Elapidae
Source: RefSeq, a predicted model, not a curated record